Adelges cooleyi (spruce gall adelgid) is the source of this 849-nucleotide messenger RNA. RefSeq lists its product as uncharacterized. The record is from RefSeq and is a predicted model, not a curated record. The transcript has 12 exons. Lineage: Eukaryota; Metazoa; Arthropoda; Insecta; Hemiptera; Adelgidae. Bases 31 to 795 code for a protein of 254 amino acids.
UUGACUAUUUCAUUAAUAUUAUCCAAAAUUAUGAAAGUUUACUGCAAUUUAAUUUUAAUAACGCUUGCCAUUGUACACGUUCCAUCAGUAAUGACAGUGAAUUAUGCAAACUCGGUUUUACUUACAAACAAGCACAUUGAAGAAGCUUAUAGAAUAAAUCCUGCUGGACUGAAGACUGCCAUUCAAAAUAUUAUUAAUGGAGAUGCAACAAUGGAGAAAAUUAAUAUGAUGUGGGCUAUACCGGAUGCAGCAUAUCUUUUCUACUUACCCAAAGUGACUGGAAAUGCUGAAUAUAAGGCAGCGAAAGAAGAAUUAUUGCGUUUUAAAAAUGGCCAUUUGCUUCGACUUGGCCAUUAUGAUGAAAUAAAUGCCGUAGCUGAACAGGAGGCAGUGCGAAAGGAAAUAAUAAAUGUUACAAAUAUCCCAGUGCCGGAAUUUGACCAAACCAAAUAUAUCAGUAAUGAUUUAUUGCCCCAGCUUGGUGAAGAAAGAAGAAGUAUUAUUGCAGAAGUUGGAAAAACUUUACUUCUCGCUGAAUUAGAGAAAUUUAAUGAAAAACCAGAAUCCGUCGAUUUCACCUAUAUGUGUCGUCUAAUAGGUUUGCUCAGAAGUACAAAAUCUCCAUAUGCAUUCACAAAAGACGUUUGGGUUCCCUCUAAAUAUGUUUGUAUGUUACUUUCAUUUGAUGGCAUACGUUACAGAUACAAAGAAGCUUUCGGCAAAAUUGUUGUGGAAGUUCCAAUCGUUCCCAAUACUUAUGUUUCUUUAAUUGAGGAUGAUAGAGAUAUUUGGUAGCCGUAAUAUACACCAAUAAACGUAUAUAAGCUUUAAAAAAAUUAUAUAGCACCU